Molecule: messenger RNA, 2367 nt
Organism: Neolamprologus brichardi
Lineage: Eukaryota; Metazoa; Chordata; Actinopteri; Cichliformes; Cichlidae
Gene: ackr4a
Product: atypical chemokine receptor 4a
Biological process (GO): cell chemotaxis; calcium-mediated signaling; G protein-coupled receptor signaling pathway
Cellular component (GO): membrane; external side of plasma membrane
Molecular function (GO): C-C chemokine binding; scavenger receptor activity; C-C chemokine receptor activity
Source: RefSeq, a predicted model, not a curated record
GACAGAUUUCCUCCCAGUGAGCAGUCUGAAGCCGGUCAGCAGCUUGGAGCGGAGCUCGCUGUGCACACGGGAUCGAUCGUUAAUAAAACACAUUUUAUAUCAUCAACAUGGAUUUCUCAGAGGAAGACUACGACUAUGAAAACACCACCUACAACUUCACCUAUGAUGACUAUCCUGCCGUAUGCGAGAAAGGGGACAUCCGAUCUUUCGCGGCCCUCUUCCUGCCCAUCAUGUACACCGUGUGUCUGGUGGUGGGACUGGCUGGAAAUGUUUUAGUCGUGGCUGUCUAUGCCUACCACAAACGCCUGAAGACCAUGACAGAUGCCUUCUUGACCCACCUGGCUGUGGCCGACUUGCUCCUGCUCCUCACGCUCCCUUUCUGGGCUGCUGAUGCUGCAAGGGGCUGGGAGCUAGGGGAGGUUGUUUGUAAAAUCAUGUCCGCCUGCUACACAGUGAAUUUCACCUGCUGCAUGUUGCUGCUGGCGUGCAUCAGCUUGGAUCGUUAUUUAUCGCUGGUCAGAGCACAGGAUAGAGACCAAAGACGAUGGCUACAGAGGGCGUUCACCAGGAAAUGCUGUUGGAAGGUGUGUUUAGCUGUUUGGGUGACAGCUUUCCUCCUUGGCCUUCCUGAUUUAAUACUCUCAGAAGUGAGGCAGGCAUCUGAUAGAAAUAUCUGUCUAACCAUCUAUCCUUCAUCUAUGGCUCGAGGAGGUAAAGCUGUCCUAGAGGUGGUGGAGGUGUUGUUGGGAUUCCUACUUCCUCUGCUGGUCAUGGUGACCUGCUACUGGCGGGUGGGCUGUGCACUCCGGGGCCUCCCUGAUGAGAGCAGAGGGAAGAAGUGGAAAGCUCUGCGUGUCCUUCUCAUUGUCGUAGGGGUGUUUGUGAUGACUCAGCUGCCUUACAACGUGGUUAAGGUGUAUCGGGCAAUGGAUACAGUCUACAGUUUAGUGACCCACUGCGGGACGAGUAAGGUGCUUGAUCAGGCGGCUCAGGUGACAGAAAGCCUGGCUCUCACUCAUUGCUGUCUGAACCCGAUCCUCUAUGCCUUUGUGGGGUCUUCCUUCAAGAUGCACAUGAUGAGAGUGGCCAAGAAGUUUGAAGCGCAGCGAAGGAAGAGGGGAAGCAAAACAACAGAAACUAAUGUGGAGGAGGGGAUGGAAAUGUCAUUCAACUCCCACACUGCAUCCCAAGAGACAAACACAUUCUCAAUAUGAGAAAUGACUAAAAUGUCAGUGAGGUCUAUGUGUCUAUAUAUGCACACAAGGUCCAGCAGGAGAGCAUAUAAAGCUUUUGUUGAUGUAGGGUGUAGCAGCAGUAGCAAAAUGCUUGCAAAUCAUUAAACUGUUCAAAAAUUCCACUAGUUUUAACAGUCUGUUCCUAAAAACAGUCUUUUUCUGCCAAAGCGAACAGUUUAUGUGCUGGUUUCAAAGAGCUCCAAUAUAUAUUACUCUUGCCCUCUGUUGAGGAGAAAAAAACAAACAUUUCAGCCACAUAUAUUUUAUGAAAAGACCUGUUGAGACAGUUUGUAGUUACUCUUUGCAGGAGUAGAUGUAUUUAUUUACAGUAGUAUCCAUUAGCGUUUGGACAAUGACAUCCACCACAGUGGGUUCACUGAGAACUAAUUCAAGUAUUGCAUUAAAUUUUCAAGAAUUACGGACAUUCUUAUUCACAGUGCUCCGUUUUCAAAUUCUGGAAAUUAAUUUUAGAUAUAAGGAUUAUUUUUAAUAGCUGGAUGAAAAUCCAAGUCCAUGGACAUCACCAACUGCUGCAUUUCAUUUCUUGAGAUGCUCCACUUGGCUCUUACUACAGCUACUUCAGUUGCUGCUUGUUUUUUUGGAUUCAAAAACCAUGCUUUUCUAAGUUGAAGUCAGGUGACCAAGUGGCAAGUUAAGAAUAUCCCAGCUCUCUGCCUUGAGAAACUCUUGGGUUGAUUUUCCAGGAUGCUUUGGGUUUUUUCCGUGUACACUGUAAAAUGCUAUCUGAGCAGAGAGUACAGGCCUGUACACUUCAUAAUUCAUCCAGCUACUUCUAUAAGCAGGCACAUCAUUAAUAAACACUAGUGACCCGGUUGCACUGGCAGCCAUGCCAAUGCCAUAACACUGCCUCCACUAUGUUUGACAGAUGAUGUGGUUUGAUUCAUAUCACGAGUCAUUUCUCUCUUCCUCCAUAUGUUUCUUGUCGUAUCAGUCUGAUAAAAGUUCAUCUUGGUUUCAUUUGUCAAAAAAAAAAAAAAAGGAAAGUCUAAUCUGUCUUUCAUGUUGCUGAAUGUAACCAGCGGUUUGCACCUUGUGAAACACACUGUGCUGAUCAUUUAUCAUGAGGGUGUAUCUGGAGAGUAGACUUUGCCAAUAAUAUGUCUACCUCCUC